Molecule: messenger RNA, 791 nt
Organism: Sitodiplosis mosellana (orange wheat blossom midge)
Lineage: Eukaryota; Metazoa; Arthropoda; Insecta; Diptera; Cecidomyiidae
Product: peptidoglycan-recognition protein SA-like
Exons: 4
Coding region: 75-659 (194 amino acids)
Biological process (GO): peptidoglycan catabolic process; innate immune response
Molecular function (GO): peptidoglycan binding; N-acetylmuramoyl-L-alanine amidase activity; zinc ion binding
Source: RefSeq, a predicted model, not a curated record
CUAAUCUUGAUUAAAGAGACCAUCGUAUGAUUGCAGUCAGUUCCUUUCAGUGCAAUCAUAUAAACUAAAGAGUCAUGAGAAUCGCUACGAUUUUGUUGUAUUGCUUGAUUUUUGUUCAUCAAUCGGUCGAAGAUGAUGAAAAUCGGAUUGUUAGUAACUGUCCACAAAUUAUCGGUCGAAAGAGAUGGGGCAGUCGAACAGCCAAGAGUAUAACAUAUCAAACAAUCCCAGUGAAAUAUGUGAUUGUGCAUCAUACAGUUACACCGUCAUGCGAAACCAAAUUGAAGUGCUCAAAUAUUCUGAUUGGCAUACAAAAUUAUCAUAUGGAUGAACAAGGCGGAGAAGACAUUCCAUACAACUUUCUAGUCAGUGAUAAUGAUAUUUACGAAGGAACUGGCUGGCACAUCCGUGGUGGUCAUACUUACAAUUACAAUUCAAAUUCAACGGGAAUUGCAUUCAUUGGAUCAUUCAAUGAAAAAAUGCCAACAGCCGUUGCCAUCCAAAAGACAAAGCAACUGCUAAAGUGUGGAGUGGAAUCGGGUGAACUGCAUCCAAACUACAUCCUACUUGGUGGCAGACAAAUUUAUGCUACAGAAAGUCCGGGCCUGGAGCUAUAUGCCGAUCUACAAGAUUGGGAACAUUGGUCAUCAACACUUUAAACCGAUUUGUUUAGUUUCGAAAUUAAAAAAAAAACCCAAAAUUUUCUAUUUAAUUAUACAUUUCGAUACUGUAAUUAAUUUUUAGGGAAUUUUUCUACCAAAAUUCAAUAAGUGAUUGGCGUUUCAAUUCAA